Molecule: messenger RNA, 2184 nt
Organism: Morchella importuna
Lineage: Eukaryota; Fungi; Ascomycota; Pezizomycetes; Pezizales; Morchellaceae
Exons: 16
Coding region: 1-2184 (727 amino acids)
Biological process (GO): chromatin organization
Cellular component (GO): histone deacetylase complex
Molecular function (GO): histone deacetylase activity
Source: RefSeq, a predicted model, not a curated record
AUGCCCUUUGUUCCUGGGUCUGACACAGAUAUGCUUGACGCGCCUAAUGGUACGUCUGCGGCUCAUAUCGAAAACCCACCUACCUUUCCGAUCUGUGUGAACGGGCAUACAGACGUUACUUUCACCGGCCCCUACAACCCAUCUCGAAGCGAGCAUGCUUCGCCCGUGGCUGAUCAGACGUCUGCAAUAACGCUGAGACUUUCGGGCGACGUGUCUGCAUCGAGGGAGGAUUCGACAGAAAAGGACCGUCAAAUGUCGCCCAAUAAGGCACUUCCAAUAUCAAGUCUCAAAACGGGACUAUGUUACGACACACGUAUGAUGUAUCAUGAACAAAUCAAUGAGGAAGAUCAUCCAGAGCAGCCCAAACGGAUAUUCUCUAUAUAUAGUGCUCUGGUAGGUGCUGGCUUUGUUGAAGAUGGAAGUCUCGCGGGGGCCUUUAAGGAUGGGAUCAUGAAGCGGGUAGACGCAAGAGAGGUAACAGAAAAAGAAGCUCUGUUGGCGCACUCUAAGGAUCACUGGGACUACAUCUCUAGCACCUCUGCGAUGGAUCCUAUUGACCUGAGAGAGGCAUGGCAAGAAGGGGACUCUGUCUACUUCUGUCCGGAUAGUUUCUCUAGCGCAAAGCUCUCUUGCGGAGGUGUAAUCGAAUGCGCAAAAGCAGUCGUUGAGAGCCAGGUAAAGAAUGCAAUUGCUGUUGUGCGGCCGCCGGGCCACCACGCAGAGUUUCACAAGCCAAUGGGGUUUUGUCUGUUUAAUAAUGUCUGCGUUGCUGCUCAAGUGAUGCUAAAGAAAUACCCGGAAACAAUUCGUAAGGUAUUGAUAUUGGAUUGGGAUGUACACCAUGGAAACGGAACCCAGGCCAUCUUUUAUGACAAUCCUCAUGUACUCUACAUGUCGAUACAUAGAUUUGAUGGUGGGAAAUUCUAUCCCGAGGGCCAACAUGGGAAUUAUGACAAGUGUGGGGUGGACGAAGGCGUUGGGAUGAAUGUAAACGUUCCUUGGAACAAUGUUGAUGGUGGCAUGGGUGACGGCGACUAUAUGUACGCGUUUCAGCGUGUUAUCAUGCCUAUUGCACUAGAGUUCAACCCCGACUUGGUUCUCAUUUCUGCUGGGUUCGAUGCCGCGGUAGGUGAUGAAUUAGGAAAAUGCAUGGUGACUCCAGCUGGCUAUGCGCACAUGACACAUAUGUUGAUGAGACUCGCAAACGGAAAGGUUGUUGUUUGUUUGGAGGGAGGUUAUAACCUGGAUUCUAUAUCCCACUCAGCCCUGGCAGUGACAAAGGUGCUACUUGGAGAGCCACCCGGGAGACUUCAUGAUGGGGACAAAGUCAGACCAUCAGCCUCAAGGGAUGUCGAAAAAUGUGUUAUACAGCAGUCCCGAUACUGGCGCUGCAUGAGACUUACAGAGUCAGACCCCAUGGAGAAAACAAAUUCCUAUCGGUUGCACGAUGUCAUCAGAUCUCAUCAGGCAAAGGUAUUGUGGGAGAAACACAGAAUGUCGGAUUUGAAAAUAUUUCGAGACACCAUUUCUGUGUCCUUUGAAAACCAAGUUCUUGCGACAACAAAUUCUUAUAAAGCUGAGACGUUAGUCCUGCUUGUACAUGACCCACCGUCGGAAGAUGUAGGUAACAUGUACAUCGAUUGGGCCGUGCAGAGAGGAUAUGCUGUCAUGGACGUAAAUAUACCACAGGCAUUGACCACCAAAGAGGGCACAUUGGCCGAACAGCAUGAAUACGAAGUAAUGAGGCAAACGGAAGAAAUCUGCAUGUACCUUUGGGAUAAUUACAUUGAGAUUUCUGACGCCAAAAACAUAAUACUUCUGGGCGUUGGAGAUGCCUUUGUUGGGAUAUUAUAUCUCCUAGCUAACCGGGAGUGCCGUGAACGCGUCAAGGGAGUUAUUGGUAUAGUUGGUGACGAGAACGGCCUCAGGGCCUGUAAGCCUGGAAUCCACGGCGACAUACUCAUCGACUGGUACUUCAAUAAUUCCUUGAUCUUUUGCACCCAAGAGCAUAACGUUUGGGGGGUAAGACGAGGAAAGAAGAAACAUGGCACCAUCCGCAAAUCACCUGCGACCAACCUUCAGGAUGUACUGCGCGAAGCAUACGACGAAAUGACCCACUGGCUCACGGAUAGGCUUCCCCCACCCCCGCCCCCCGGCGUCAUACGAAGGCCUAGCAAUUCCUAG